GUCCCCGCUACAAAGGGGUAUAUUAUGGUAGGUUUGAAGGCGCACAAGGAGAAGAAUCUUUAGAUCAAUAGUACAUCAUCAACCUUGAGCCUUCCAGCUAACGCAGACCACUCAAUCCCCAUCAUCACCCAAAGACGUCGUUUACGACCUUCCAUUUCACCACGGCAAGAAACAUCUUCAAAAUGACACAAAAGGUCAUCACCGUUUUCGGUGCCACGGGCAACCAAGGCGGCAGCACUGCCUCUGUGAUCUUCAACAGCCCAGAUUUAUCGGCCAAAUACAAAGUGCGAGCCAUCACUCGCGACCCGUCAAAGCCAGCGGCUCAAGCUCUUUCCUCAAAGGGAUCCGAACUGGCCAAAGCAGAUCUGGACGACCUUGAAAGCGUUCGAUCAGCCAUUGCCGGGUCCUAUGGCGUCUUCGCUGUGACCAACUAUUGGGAGAAAGCAUCAAAGUCCGCCGAGAUUCAGCAAGGCAAGAACAUUGUCGAUGCAUGCAAAGAAGAAGGCAUCAAACACCUAGUCUGGUCCUGUCUGCCCAAUGUCACCAAGCUGACCAAUGGCGAACUCUCCAAAGUUGAGCACUUUGACUCCAAGGCCGAAGUCGCCGAGUACGCUGAGCUGGUCAAAGGGGAUAUGAUUGUCUCUUAUUUCAUGCCAGGAUUCUUCAUGUCCAACUUGACACAACAGUUCCAACCGGACAAGGGCACCGGUGUCGUGACAUUGAGCCAGCCUUGGAAUCCAACAGAGACAUGGGUCCCCAUGCUCGACAUCCAACGCGAUACCGGUCUCUUCACGGCAGGGCUGUUCGAAGCCGGGUCUCAGGCCAACGGGGUCUUUGUGCAAGGUGUCAGUGAGUGGGUGCACCCGAAAGAUAUCACGGAUCAGUUGUCUCAGAUCACAGGCCGUGAAGUCAAGUUUGUGGAGAGGCCGGCCAGCGUCGAGUCUGCCGCGCAGUUGGGCAAUAAGAUUAUGGAAGAACUCACUCAGAACAUGAUCCUUAUCCGCGAUUAUAGCUACUUCGGCAAAGGGUCUGAGCAAAGGCAGGACGAGAGUGAUAGAUUCUUGCUUCCGGGGGGGAAGAGAAAUACCUGGGAGGCAUUUGCUCAGAACAUACAGUGGCAGUGGUAGUGGCAGUGCUCGCACCGUGGGAAGGAGGAUGGAUCCAGUGGAUAGAUCGACACCAGUAUAUAUUUAAUGCAUGCCCCUGCAAUUACAAUCCU
Messenger RNA from Exophiala xenobiotica, 1219 nucleotides. RefSeq lists its product as uncharacterized. The coding region runs from base 183 to 1127 and encodes 314 amino acids. The transcript has a single exon. The record is from RefSeq and is a predicted model, not a curated record. NCBI's taxonomy places the organism in Eukaryota, Fungi, Ascomycota, Eurotiomycetes, Chaetothyriales, Herpotrichiellaceae.